CUCCAUUCAUCCUGUCUUCUUAAACCCUAACCCUUCGUUGCAUCCCGUUUCCUUCAAUCCAAUCCUGAUACCGGAGAAUCCUGGAAGCCCAAUCCUAAUGGCGUCCAAUCCCAACGGCUCCUCCUCCUUCGAUCACCUCCUCCUCCAAAGCCUCAUGGGCCGCCUCCAGCUCCGCCCCCCCUACCUCGACACCAACUCCUUCCUCUCCCACAGCCUCGACGACUUCCUCCUCCGCGAUGAGCUCCCCACCGACGACGAAGAUGACUCCGAGGAGGAGGACGGCCAGCUCACCUCCUUCUCCGGGGACGGCGCGAGGCAUCGGGGGCGCCUGGGCAAGGAGGAGGCCCGAUUGGAGAAAGAAAUCAUCAAAAUUGUCCUCUCCGGAAAUGCCAAGGACAAGCUCAAGGCCAAUUCGGGCCAAUCCAUCUCCAUCGGGGACCACGACAUCUGCAUCGGGGUCCACGAGGAGCCGGGAUCCGAGUACCGGGUCUGGGAGUGGCACGGCCACAUCAUGCUGUUUGACGAGGAGAACGGGUACUCGGCCGAGUACAUCUAUGGAAAUUACUUUGAGCGGCUGGCGGACAAGAAGGGAGGAAGGAAGGAUGAAGAGGAGGACGACGACAAGGAGGCGACGAAGGUUAAGGCUGAAGCAAAUUUCGGACUAAGAGAUCUGAUCGGGAAUUCGAAUGAUUCCGUUGGGAAUGGGGGAGGGAGGGUGCUCCACCGAAACUCUUUGAAUGCUGGGACGGCGGCGAAUGCUGGGACGGCGGCGAGGUAAUGGACGAGGGUCAUAUCUGUCACAGAAGGGAUGGCAUCUGCGAAGAAUAUAUACGGUCAUCCACAGUUUUUGUAUCCAGAUGUUCUUCCGUAUCGGUGACCCACUAAACUCAUCCCAUAUCUAGGAUGCCUUCUGUUCAUGCUAUUAUAAUCUGGAUUUAGAAGUUGAUCUCAUGGUUUUAAUGGUGAAUAUUUUUGAUUUGUGUUUAUUUGUGCUUUUUUUGGUUUUGCAUUCCUGGUCCAUGUGAAGUUUCAUACAAAUGUAUUGGGCAAAUUAAAUGAGUUCUAUAAGCUUGUCGCUGGAUAAUCCAUGUAAUCAUUUGGUUCUGAUGGUGAUGUGUCAUACUCUGGCUGUUA
Molecule: messenger RNA, 1134 nt
Organism: Elaeis guineensis (African oil palm)
Lineage: Eukaryota; Viridiplantae; Streptophyta; Magnoliopsida; Arecales; Arecaceae
Source: RefSeq, a predicted model, not a curated record